CCAGCCCACAGAAUCCUCUGCCACCAUGCCCUGUGUGCACUAUAAAUUUUCCUCUAAACUCAGCUAUGACAUGAUCGUCUUUGAUGGGCUCCAUAUCUCCCUCUGCGACUUAAAGAAGCAGAUUAUGGGCAGAGAAAAGCUGAAGGCUGCCAAUAGCGAUCUGCGGAUCUUCAACGCAGAGACUGAAGAAGAAUAUACUGAUGACAGUGCGCCAGUUCCUAAAUACUCUUCUGUGAUUGUCAGAAGAGUUCCUAGUGGAGGCGUUAAGUCGGCAAGGAAGACACACGCUCUGUGUAGAACUGAACCAGCGAUGGGAACCACACAGGCAACCGAUGACUCUUGUGCAUCUAUUUCUCUGGCCCAGCUGACAGAGACUGCCAAUCUGGCUGAAGCCAAUGCUUCGGAGGAAGAUAAAAUCAAAGCGAUGAUGUUGCAAUGUGGCCGUGAAUACGAAACAAUCGGUUCCGUGAAGAAACCUCUGGGUCCACCACCUCCGUCUUAUACCUGUUUUCGUUGUGGUGUCCCUGGUCAUCAUAUUAAGAGUUGCCCAACAAACGGGGAUAAGAACUUUGAAUGUGGCCGGAGAAUCAGAAGGAGCACUGGAAUUCCUACCAGUUUUCUGACUGAGGUGAAAGAUGCUCACACGAAGGGUGCAUUGCUCACGAGCACUGGAAAAUACACAAUCCCAACCCUAGAUGCAGAGGCCUAUGGGAUCGGGAAGAAAGAGAAGCCACCCUUCUUACCAGAUGAACGGUCGUCGUCAUCUUCAUCAUCACCAGAAGAAGAAAAUCCUGUUCCGGAGGAGCUCCUGUGCCUCAUCUGCAAGGACAUCAUGGUGGAUGCUGCUAUCAUCCCCUGCUGUGGAAACAGUUACUGUGACGAAUGCAUUAGGACAGCACUCCUGGAAUCAGAUGAACAUACGUGUCCAACAUGUCGUCAGAACGAUGUUUCUCCGGACGCUUUAACUGCCAACCAGUGUUUAAGACAGGCUGUUAAUAACUUCGGAAAUGGAACUGGCUAUACCAAAGGACCUGGCAAACGCUUCCCUCCACCCCCACCCCCAAUACCACCACCGAGACCGCUGAUUCAGAGGAGCAGGCAGCCUCUGGUGGGAACUCGGGUAGGGAGACAGCAGGAUCCUCUGCGGAUCCCAGUGACAUCUUCCUCAGCACUCCCAGCUCCCUCUGUAUGUUGGUUAACUUCAAGUCCGCCCCCCUUGGCUCCCUCUUUGCCUGGAACUGCAUCCUCUGUGCCAGCUCCGGUACCUGAUUUGACUGCUGCAGUGUCUGUACCAGUCCAUUUGGAAAAGUCAGAUGGCCCUUUGCGGGAUUCAGCUGAUCAAUUAUCGCCAGCUGCAGCGGUGGAACCAGAACAUUCCAAGGGAGCCUCCUGGGUUGCAACUGCUGCUCUUACUGAGGAAAAGGGUCACGAGGUGCCUGUCCUUGCAACUCCGUCUAGCUUGGCACAGUCAUCAUUGCAGGGCCAGGGGAUCCCCACAGCUGGUCCGGUCAGCCAAAAUGCUGCUGCUCCUGCAGGUGGUGGACCACCAGGUUGGGGACAUUUCAGGGAGCUUGGCGACCCGGUUCUUCCACCACAGCCAGUCAGAAGAGGGGAAGGAAGUUGUUACAGGAGCACAGAGCGCCACAGGCCACAGCACAGCCCAAGAUCCCAGAGGGCUCAAGGCCCAUCCCUGGCAGCAACUCCAGUCUCUGUGCCUGUUCCUCCAGGUGUCCCUCCCCCACACUUCUCUCCUGGCUUCCCUCCUGAACAGCCCCCGCCUUCAGGAUAUAGUGUCCAUUGCCCAGGGUUUCCACCAGCUCCUGCCACUCUAUGGAAACCUUUGGUAUGGUCAUCAGGAGUGCAGACUGCUCACCCAAACCCCAUGCCUCCAACACCAACACGGCUUUUGUCCAGGGAAGAAUUCUAUAGAGAGCAACGACGACUGAGGGAAGAGGAGAAGAAGAAGUCCGGGCUAGAUGAGUUCACCAAUGGCUUUCUUGAGGCGUUGUCGGGGUGUGAAAAGAUUCAGAGGAAGCCAGGGCACUCCUUCUCCAGGUCUAAAUCUCCCUGGACUGGCUCAUCGGAUUCAAGAAGUCCCUUUGCUUCUUCCUCAAAGUCAAGAUCUGGCUCCACACGGUCAAGCUCUUCCUCUGGAUCCUGCAGCCGCCCACACUCUGGCUUCUCUUCACCAUCACCUCGGUACCCCAGGAGAGGCAGAGGCGAGAGCCGUCCUCACGGUUCAGGGUCCAGAUCUCGACGAUGUCAUGGAUCUAGGUCAAGGUCUCCUCCACACAGACGUUAUCGUUCACGCUCAAGAUCUCCUCAGAGAAGGUCCACUCCCUGUGACAUCCAAACCUAUUAAGGGCAGAGCGUCGUCGUCGUCAACCUUAGAGACCACUUUGAGAAAGAGCGCUCCCGGGAAUGGGAGGGGAAAUGCACCCACAGUGGUAACAACAAGGACUACCGAGGGGAUGCUGUGGGGGCACAGGCUAGACCCUCAGCUACCAGAGAAGACUUGUCUCCAUAGAGACUUUCACCUCUUAAUAUCAGCAAUUCACCCUUCACAAGGGAGCCCAGAGAACACUGUGCUCCUGGACAAAGUCAUAGACUCAGAAAUCGAGGAGACAACUAUCCAGGAAAGCUUUCCUGCAGAGAGAGUCACAAUCGCAGAGAUAACAUCAAAUGGAAAAGGGACGUGUCUGCUAUAGCCAAGAAAGAAAAUGUUUUCAAACCUUCUAAAGGACCCUGA
This is a messenger RNA of Peromyscus californicus insignis, 2749 nucleotides long. Its product is annotated as E3 ubiquitin-protein ligase RBBP6-like. The record is from RefSeq and is a predicted model, not a curated record. Gene Ontology annotation, molecular function: ubiquitin protein ligase activity; zinc ion binding; nucleic acid binding. Gene Ontology annotation, biological process: ubiquitin-dependent protein catabolic process; protein ubiquitination; mRNA processing. NCBI's taxonomy places the organism in Eukaryota, Metazoa, Chordata, Mammalia, Rodentia, Cricetidae. Gene Ontology annotation, cellular component: nucleus.